Messenger RNA from Panthera uncia (snow leopard), 3918 nucleotides. It is a transcript of the gene KCNE4, whose product is annotated as potassium voltage-gated channel subfamily E regulatory subunit 4. The record is from RefSeq and is a predicted model, not a curated record. The transcript is spliced from 2 exons. Gene Ontology annotation, cellular component: membrane. The coding region runs from base 128 to 631 and encodes 167 amino acids. Gene Ontology annotation, biological process: ventricular cardiac muscle cell action potential; regulation of heart rate by cardiac conduction; potassium ion export across plasma membrane. Gene Ontology annotation, molecular function: voltage-gated potassium channel activity involved in ventricular cardiac muscle cell action potential repolarization; delayed rectifier potassium channel activity; potassium channel regulator activity. NCBI's taxonomy places the organism in Eukaryota, Metazoa, Chordata, Mammalia, Carnivora, Felidae.
UGUCAGAGCGCUGAGCUGAGCCCCGCGCAGAGGAAGCACGCUCUUGGGCUUGGCCACUUAGCAACUCCGGACUUUGGAAGAAAUUGGCCAGCCUUCGACCCUGGCUGAGUGGUGCUUCAAUACUGAGAUGGAGCCUCUGAACAGCACGCACCCCAGCACCGCAGCCCCCAGCGGCCACCUUGUGUCCCACGUGCCGGGCAGCGGGAGCAGCAACGGCAACGAGUACUUCUACAUUCUGGUCGUCAUGUCCUUCUACGGCAUCUUCUUGAUCGGAAUCAUGCUGGGCUAUAUGAAAUCUAAGAGGCGGGAGAAGAAGUCCAGCCUGCUGCUGCUGUACAAGGAUGAGGAGAGGCUCUGGGGGGAGGCCAUGAAGCCGCUGCCCAUGGUGUCGGGCCUGAGGUCGGUGCAGGUGCCCAUGAUGCUAAACAUGCUGCAGGAGAGUGUGGCGCCCGCCCUGUCUUGUACCCUCUGCUCCAUGGAAGGCGACAGCGUGAGCUCCGAGUCCUCCACACCGGACGUGCACCUCACCAUCCAGGAGGAGGGGGCGGACGAUGAGCUGGGGGAGACCUCGGAGACGCUCCUCAACGAAAGCAGCGAAGGCUCCUCGGAGAACAUCCAUCAGAAUUCCUAGCACCCCCGGGGCCCCCCAUCAGCCAGCACUCUCAGAGAGGGGACGGACACUUUCCGUGUCUGGUUUCACUUUUGCAGUGCAUGCCGCUGCCACUUUAAAGAGACCUUGGGCAAGCCCCUGAAUGGGGGGCCAAGGCUCAGCCUGAGGGAGCAGCCAGUUGUCCACGCCGCCGCCGGGCCUGCGGUGUAGACCUGCCACGGAAAAGCCCUGAAGACGUGCAGUGUGUACGCUGACUUUGGGGCCUGGGGGCUGGGGUUCCGGUUCAGAAUUCGGCAGGUGGCCGUGCUUGCCCUUGUUUCCGCGCUGGAUGCCCUGGGCAACUAACUCCUACGGCGUCUGCCCCCCUCCCAGGGCUGCCCAACGCCCAGGACACGCUGAGGGACUAGUUUUGAUCUGCUAAUUUGCCUAGAGCUUUGUUCUAGAUCUGAUUGGCUGUAAGUACCUCUCCUGUGUCCCUGUAGUGGGGUACAGCACUUAUUUUGGAGGUCUUUUAGGUUAGAGGGGGGAUGUCUGAAGGAAGACUUUUGUUUGAUAGCAGAAAGCUGGAGAGCGAAACCUGGCUCAUUUGCAUACUGUAAGAAAAAAGAAAAAGCAACCUUUAAGCCUGAUAACCUUGGCUGGGAUUAUAAAAUGUAAUCUGCUACUUUGACCCUUUGUCUAACCUAUGACCUUGAACUCUGACCUCAGACCAUCCGGCCUCGCAUGCUGGUGGGACAUUUUCUUGGUUGCAAAGGCUUCCCCAGAAUCUAACCUGCACUCUGAAUAGCCAUGCAGGGGACUCUUCUGGAUCUUUCCAGAAGGGGUGAUGGUGGGGUUGAACGAGGCCAAGCCGUUAGCUCUGCUGCUGCUUUUUUCCCAGCCUCGUUUUCGGAGCUGGGAGUCGACGUAACGUGGGCCUCGAAGGGCAUAGUCAGGCGGAGGUCGCACAAAGCAGGGGUCCGGGUUCUGUUUUCUGAUCCCGAGCCCGGACGCUGAUCUGCUGUGUGGUCCUGGGCUUGUCAUCAAGAGGCUCACUGCCUUCAUGAGGCUCCUGAAUUGAGAUCCCCAGGGGGCCGGGAGGAUGUCUUUGGAUGUUAAGACUCUGUGGUAAAUCCUGUAUGGCCUGGUGUGAGGAAGCUUGGACAAAAUAUUUCCCACUCGGCCAGUCAGCCUGAGAAUGGAUCUGUUAUUUAAAGGAGCAGUUGGAGACCCAGAACGCACGUAACUGGGAAAUCCAGGGCAUAUCACCCCCCCUGUUCAGGCUGUCGUUUUUCCCAGGAGUGAACCAGGGAGGCACAUACCACAUUCUACUCUGCAAAGUUCUCUGGGUAGCAGAAUGUUAAUACUUCAGCCGAGAGACGAGAAAUCUAAAAGCAAACGCUCAGGAAUGCUUGCUAAUGUCUCCGUGUGUUCCUGCGGUCAGUAGCUUUGUAGCAGAGCCGUUCGGCCCUUGAAGGCAAGCAGGAAGAGAAACACACCAAAAGGUCAAAUUUAAUUCUAGUAAAACCAAAAAAAAAGAAAAAAAGAAAAAGAUUUUUUUUUUUUUUUUUUAAAGACAUACUCUCCCUUGAUUGGAGAUAGCAAUAACCACUGUUCCCAUGGAAGGGUUAACAGUGGAGAAACUGGUUUAUCAGUUUGCCUUAACACAGUGCUAGAGGAAAUUUAUGUUUGGGGGGGGGGGGGCGGGAAGGGCCCGCCGUUCACUUUAAAAUUGUGAGCGUGGAUUUACUCCAAGGGGGCUGUUUAAGGUGAAAGAAGCCAAGUUAAGUUUGGCUCCUUGCCUGGAAUCACUUGAAUUCUGAAACUUCACUGCGACGGACUUGUGCAUGGUCACAUUUUCCAUUGCUUAAUCCUGAAGUUUGGUGCAAGUCUAUCUGCGCCUAUUAAAAAAGUGAUGUAUAUACUUCCUUCUUAUUCUAUUAAGUUGUAUAAAAUUGUCUUCUGUAUUUAACAGUUUGUAAUUUUCACACUAUUUUUUAAUUUAAAUAAAACACAUUUUCCCUGCGAAAUUAUGGGUUCUGUCUUGGAUUCUUCACUAUAAUUCCUAGUUUCAGGACCUGCCAGCCAUUUCCCAAGCGGUCUCUGGAUCCGGAUCAUCUUCAGAAUCAGACUCACACGAAGUUGUAUCUUAUUUCUGCCUGAAUCAUGGAGUGAGCGGGGCUGGGCUUCCCCAUCCUUUGAUAUGCUUUGCAAUGAACAAAACAAAACAAAACAAAACAAAAGUGUAGAUGGAUGCUGCAUCCACCUCUCAUUUUAAAUUUGGGGGCUGUGGGACCCUUGAAUUUGAACACGCCUGUGACAUGGCAAUUGCUGUAAAGAUGUUGCUCCAAAUUUGGUCGCCGGAAAACAUUGGCUUUGCAUGUUGGCUACUCAAAUAUCAUCCACAAGUGGCCACGGCAGCACAGACGAAGGGGCAGUGAGUUGCAGCACACGCGGCAACAUAGGCUUAGGGGCAAAGCGAAGCGCCCACGCGGUGGGUCGGCCUUGGCGCUCCUUCCGGUCCCAGGCACUUGACUGUCUAGCUCCUCCCACUUGGUGUUGAUUUCGCGCCAGCGCACGGGCCGAGGCCCGGCCAGGGGCCAGGAUGCUGCGAUCUCUCCUUUAUGAUGCUGUUUCCACAGUCGGAAGUCCUAAAGAAAAAUGACCAAAACCGGUGACCCAUUUUGAGACAAGCAGAUGGUAGAGAGGGGCCUUACUUUUAUGUUUCGCUGUUUCCUGUGAGUUUAGCUUUUCUGUUUCAAGUAAAUGUUUCCAUUAGGUUCACAAAUAACUGUCUCCCUAAAGUAUUUAUCUGGCAAAAGGACAGCCUGGAUUCUUCCCAAAGCGCAUCAAGGAUCUCAAGUCACCAGUUGGUAUUUUGACAACAUAACAUGAGAACAUUAUCUGAAAAGAAAGCCUUUCAAUUAAUCCUGGCUUCAUGUCAUUCUUGGUGAAGAAAGAGUUAAGAUUUUUUUUUCCUUUUUAACCAGGGGCGGAAGAAGAGGGAAUUCUAAACUCUAAUUGUCCUAAAAAUAUGAAGAGUACACUAUGUCGUUUUAAUGGAAUAUUUGUUUUCUUUAAAAAAAAAAAAAAAGAAGAAGAACUUCUAAGCAAAACCUAAGGCCCAAGGGGUUUAGUCUGUGUGGAUUUACUCAUGCAUGUGAAAAACUGAGAAGAGAAUUUGGCCCUAUGCACCUAGGAUAUUAGAAACAUAUUUUAAAGCACUGAAAUGUUAGGGAUGAGUUCUAACUCCAUGCUGUUCUAAUUACACCUUUGUACGUCAAAGUCAGGCAGGGAUGCUGCAGAGAAAAAGUUUUCUUUCACAGACA